AUGUCUCGCCGCAAGCAGCGCAACCCCCAGCAGCUCAUCUCCGACUGCGAGGGCUCCACGGCCUCCGAGAACGGAGACACCGGAGAUGAGUCGGGCCCCUUAUCGUGCCCCUCCUGCCGUGCCAGCUUCAAGGACCCCCUGGAGCUCUCCGCACAUGUGGAGUCCUGCUGCCCGGAGCAGCCCGCCUGCUCCUCUGCCGGCACUGCGGCCGGCGGGGGCCACGAGACCGCCAGCUCUUCCUCUUCCUCCUCCUCCUCUUCUGCGGAGGCCCGUCCUGAAAGCCCCCCAAGCAUGGAUGUGGAAUGCAGGCCCUUGUCGGCGGAGCCGGGCCAGGAGCCGGCGCCUCCCCCGCCCCUCCCCCCGCCGCCUCCCCCACCUCCUCCCCCUUCCACAGUCCCCGCCGGACACCUCAACAUCCCGCUCAUCCUGGAGGAACUGCGGGUCUUGCAGCAGCGGCAGCUCCACCAGAUGCAGAUGACGGAGCAGAUCUGCCGGCAGGUGUUGCUGCUGGGGUCUCUGGGGCAGGUGGGCUCCCCCGCGCCGUCGUCUGAGCCAGCCCCGGCGGCCACUGUCCCGCCCAAGCCUCCCUUGCCUGUCUUCUCCAUCAAAACCGAGCCGGGGAGGAUCCCCGCCUCCAGCUCCCCCGAGGCGCCCAAGCCGGCUUUCUUCCACCUCUACCACCCUUUCCCCGGCGGGGCCAGGGUGCCCAAGGCCGAGCAGCUCCUGGCGCCGGCCUUCCCCACGGCGACGGGGCUCUUGGCUGCGCAGUGCCUGGGGGCUGCCCGCGGGCUGGAACAGGCGACAUCGCCGGGGCUGCUGCGGCCGAAGAACGGGAGCGGCGGGGACACCGGCCCAGAGGAGAAACCGGGCGGGCGUCACAAGUGCCGCUUCUGUGGUAAGGUUUUCGGCAGCGACAGCGCCCUCCAGAUCCACCUCCGCUCCCACACGGGCGAGCGGCCCUACAAGUGCAACAUCUGCGGCAACCGCUUCACCACCCGCGGCAACCUCAAGGUGCACUUCCACCGGCACCGGGAGAAGUACCCCCACGUCCAGAUGAACCCCCACCCCGUCCCCGAGCACCUCGACUACGUCCUCACCACCUCGGGGCUGCCCUAUGGCAUGUCGGUGCCGCCCGAGAAGGGUGAGGCGGGCGAGGAGGGCGGCGCCCCUCCCCCCGCCACCGAGCGGAAGGCCCUCAGCGCCACCGAGAGCCUCACCCUGCUCUCCGGGGCCUCUCCAUCGGCCGCGGCCCAGGCCCUGCCCGGCUUCAACAAGCUGGUCCUGAUGAAGGCUGUGGAGGCAAAGGGGAAAGGGGAUGAGAACACCCCGCCGGAAAGGGAGGCGGACGGCACCCGGCUUCAGCUGGGGAAGCUGGUGGGCUCGCUGCCCAGCUGGGCCCUUCUGGCGAACCACUUCAAAGCUGGUGCGGCGGCGGCGGUGCCUUUCCCCUACAUCCUGGAGGCCUCGCCCUCGGAGACCUCCAAGCUCCAGCAGCUCGUGGAGAAGAUCGACCGCCAGGGGUCCCCGUCCUCGGGGGCCACCCCCGUUACCGCCGCCCAAGCCGUUGCCGGCUCCUCCUCAACUUCCUCCCUGCCCGCCGCUGGGCCCAACCAGUGCGUCAUCUGCCUGCGGGUCCUGAGCUGCCCCCGGGCUCUGCAGCUCCACUACGGGCAGCACGGCGGGGAGAGACCUUUCAAGUGCAAAGUCUGCGGGCGGGCCUUCUCCACCCGGGGCAACCUGCGGGCCCACUUUGUGGGCCACAAGACCAGCUCGGCUGCCCGGGCCCAGAACUCCUGCCCCAUCUGCCAGAAGAAGUUCACCAACGCGGUGAGCCUGCAGCAGCAUGUCCGCAUGCACCUGGGGGGGCAGAUCCCCAACGGGGCGCUCCUGCCCGAGUCCCCUACCCCCGAAGGGGCCAUCCCGGGAGAAGGGGAGAAGCCGCAGCCGCUCCAGCGGCCCCCGCCGCAAGAUGGAGAGCUGUCCGAGGAAGACGAGGAAGAAGCCACCGAUGAAGACUCCCUAGAGAGCGGGGUGGAGAAGGCGGAGGGACCCUCCAGCCCCGAACAGGAAGCUCCGGGCCCCGCCAAGGAAGGGGAGGAAGCUGGACCGGCAGGAGAGGAAGAGGGAGGUGCCAACGUUGCUUCCCCGUUGGGGGCCGGGAGCUCUCCAUGCCCCGCUCAGGAGGGGGAAGAGAAAACGGAAAUGGAAGUGGAGGAAGGGGGAACCGUGCCGGACGAGGGAGAGGAGGAGCAGGGGAAGGAGAAGGGGACAGCUGGUCCAUCAGAGAAGCCGCAGGGCAGCCAGGCGAAAGAGGGAUCGGCCUUGGCUUGUGGGAUUUGCAAACAGGCCUUUCCAGACAGAGCCGCCCUGCGCAAACACGCACUGACUGCUCACCACCAGGUCACCAUGGGCAGCCCGCCGUGGAGCAGCAACCCGGCGCGACACGGACAGCGCCUGCCCUUGGAUGGCCCCGUGCCCGUCCUGUCGGGGGGGCAGGUGAAGCUGCAAGACUUCCUGGGGCGCGACAUCCCAGCCCAGCUUGUGGGGGUGGGACCCCUCUCUUUCUGGAACCAGUACACAGCCUUCCUUUCCGGAGGCCUCCCAACCAAGUCGGCCCAUGGCUCUGCUGCUUCCGCCUCAUCCUCCGCCUCUUCGUCGGCUUCCGGCAUGGCUGCCCAGGGCCUCUUUGGCUCCGGCAGCAUGCAGGGGAAGGCAGCUCCUGGGGAGGCCAAGGAGAAACCUGCCGCAGGGUCCCUGCUUCUUCUUCCGCCGCCCCCAGCUCCAGAAGGUGUGCCUGAGAACCAAGAGAAGGGGGAGAAGUAA
Molecule: messenger RNA, 2823 nt
Organism: Euleptes europaea (tarantolino)
Lineage: Eukaryota; Metazoa; Chordata; Lepidosauria; Squamata; Sphaerodactylidae
Gene: SALL2
Product: spalt like transcription factor 2
Exons: 3
Coding region: 1-2823 (940 amino acids)
Biological process (GO): regulation of transcription by RNA polymerase II
Cellular component (GO): nucleus
Molecular function (GO): RNA polymerase II cis-regulatory region sequence-specific DNA binding; DNA-binding transcription factor activity, RNA polymerase II-specific
Source: RefSeq, a predicted model, not a curated record